Molecule: messenger RNA, 603 nt
Organism: Rotaria socialis
Lineage: Eukaryota; Metazoa; Rotifera; Eurotatoria; Philodinida; Philodinidae
Source: the annotation of a GenBank genome assembly
AUGUCAAGACAACUUCGGAACUCAUUUCAAGCAUCAUAUCACAAAAUACGUAGUAAUGAUGUGUUGAAGCAGCCAACUGUCAAAAUAAGUGUGAAAAAUGAAAAUAUUGCAACUAAGAACAACAACAACAACAACAGCCGUCAAUCUGCUUUUAUAGAAGAAAUGAAAGAACUUGAACGUGAAGCAGACAAGCAAUCAGUGGAAGUCGAGCUGAGCGACUGCGUCGAAUUUGUCUCUCAACUUGUCGAUCUAUUCAAGCAUGCUAUUAUUAUGCCUGAACUUGAACCAGAAGAUGAUUGGCACGAUGAUGUUCGACGUCAACUAAAACUAAAGAAAGGAACUACUGGCAAUAGUCUUCUCGAUGAUAAAAUUGAACGAAUCGCCAGUGAAAAGGGCUUAACCAAAGAACAGUGGAAAAGUUUGUGCUACAUAAAUUUUACUGCGGGCGACACAUUGGAGAUGACAACAGUUAGCCGAAGUCAUCUCAAGAAGGUACACGACAUGGCAUCUCGUUUGCUCGUAGGCGAAGAACAGGCACCUGUAUUUGCUCUCGUUGAUGCUAUUGAAAGAUAUAUGCCAAAAAAUCACUUAACUCAGAGAUAA